This is a messenger RNA of Saccharomycodes ludwigii, 1542 nucleotides long. RefSeq names its product H(+)-transporting V1 sector ATPase subunit H (gene VMA13). Lineage: Eukaryota; Fungi; Ascomycota; Saccharomycetes; Saccharomycodales; Saccharomycodaceae. The coding region runs from base 1 to 1542 and encodes 513 amino acids. The record is from RefSeq and is a predicted model, not a curated record. The transcript has a single exon. Gene Ontology annotation, cellular component: vacuolar proton-transporting V-type ATPase, V1 domain; fungal-type vacuole membrane. Gene Ontology annotation, biological process: proton transmembrane transport. Gene Ontology annotation, molecular function: proton-transporting ATPase activity, rotational mechanism.
AUGACUGUUGAUAAACAACAACACUUUAAUAAGAUUUUAGUUGAUAGCACCCAUUUUGCUAACUUACGCAGAUCCAUUAAAUUUAGAAGCAUAUUAUGGGAUAACUAUGCUAGGUCAAAGGAAUUAUCAGAGCUUGACGCUAGUAUUGCCAAAAAGUUGGAAAAGGAAUUGUUUGAUAAUAAGAAUAAUUGGGAAGACCAACAAGCCAAAAUUGAUUUUAAAAAGGUGAUACCUGUUUUAGUCCAUAUUUUAGAAACUUCUACCACUAAACCUGAUAUAAUCAAAGUUGUAGGGAAUUUGCUUGUUGAACUAUUGAUUAGAUAUGAUGAAACAUUUAUUUUUUUUAAUGAAAAUGUUCAAUACUAUUCAAAAUUAUCUACUUUGAUUACAAAAGGUAAAAUUUCCAUAAUUUCUGCAAAUAGUGAUGACGAUGAAGUGUUGGAAUUGAUUUUUUUAUAUAUCUUGGUAUCCUUGACUGUCAAUUCUAAUGAAUAUGAAAAUAAAAAAAAUAUUGUAGACCAAAUUUUAUCUCAAUUUUUAACACCAGAUUUAAAGAAUGCUAACCCUUCAAGCACUAAGAAAAUAACCAUUGAACGUGAAUAUGUCGUUAUAAGAUUUUUACAAGAAUUAUCUGCCAUUAAAUGUUUUAGACCAAUUGUUUGGAAGUAUAAUUCACAAUUUGUUCAACCAUUGUUCAAUAUUAUCUUAGGCACACUUUUAUCCGAAUCCACAGAUGAUGAUAUCAAUAAUGCUUCUCCAUUGUCGAACAGUAUAUCCAACAUUUUGUCGUCUCGUACUGGCACCAAUUUACCCGCAAACAACAUCAAUGUUCAAUUACAAUAUUAUGCGUUAUUAACUCUCUGGUUAUUAACUUUCAAUAAGACCAUUGCCAAGGAGUUAUCUAGUAAUUAUACUUUGCAGUUUAUCAAAUUAUUAAAGUUGGUUACCAUUACUGUCAAGGAAAAGAUUUCAAGAUUGUCCAUAGCAAUCCUAUUAAAUUGUUGUAAGGUUCCUCAUAACACUGAAGUUGUCAAAAAAUUGGUUUUACUAGGAAAUGCUUUGCAAAACUUGCAAAGCUUAAAAGAACGUAAAUACAGUGAUUUGGAAUUGAACGAAGAUUUAGAUGAGUUAAAAACUAUUGUUGAUCAAUCGUUGCAAGAAUUAAAUAGUUUUGAUGAAUAUUUAGCUGAGUUGGAUUCCAAAAUGUUAUGUUGGAGUCCACCUCAUGUUGAUAAUCAAUUUUGGAAUGAUAAUAUCGACAAGUUUAAAGAUGACCAUUGGAAAAUUUUCAAAAACUUAAUAGCCAUUGUAUUAUCGACUGGAACUGACAAUACUACAGACUUAAAAGAUAAAUCUACUAAAUUACAAGUCGCACUAAGCGAUAUUACUCAUGUUAUUGAGUUAUUACCCGAGUCCAUAGUUGUCUUGGAUAAAGAAGGUGCCAAAUUGCCCAUAAUGGAAUUAUUAAAUUAUCCAGACUCAAAAGUUAAAUACGAGGCUUUGAAAACUGUUCAAGCAUUAAUUAAAGUCUCUUUUAAAUGA